AUGGUUAGAGCAAACUACCGUGAUCAUGCAAAACCUUUUUUCAUUGAUCUAGAGGUUCUCACUGUCCCAUGUUUAUAUAUACUUGAAGCUAAAUUAUACAUUCAUAAAAAUACAGAUAAAUACACUACUAGGGCAAUGAAACACGGAUACAAUACCAAAAGCAAUGAGAUCAUUAGAACAGCUAAAAGGAAUUUGGUGAAUACUAAAAAACAAUCCGAAGCAUUUUAUGGCAAAAUAUGUAAUACUCUUCCGCAAGAGUGGAAAAACUUUUCAAUUAAAAAACUCACAUUUAAGACAAAAUCACCAAACUAUAAAAAGUUUCACAUAAUAGCGGCUGCUCCUACAACUCAUACAGCAUUUGCGUUCACAUGUGGGUCAUUCGAAGCAGAUAUUUUCACAUUCAAUCCAGAGAACAAAUUCGGCUUGAGAUUGGGCAGAAAAUUUUACAAUCAGUUAAUCGACAGAGGUUAUCACUUCGAGCUACAGUACAGUCAUGCGAUAAAAGAUUCUACAAGUAGGAAAAAUCUGAUCCACGCUUCACACUUAUUUCAUUCUUUCGGCAAAUCAAAGAAUGUAUUCUUUUCCAGUGGAGCUGACUGUCCGAUGUACAUCAGAAGUCCUUAUGAUAUCGUGAACUUGUAUCCUUUUUUACAUUCGGAAAGCGAAAACUAUUUGGAAAAGCUUGUUUCAGUUGGAAGAAGACACGGCAAGUCGGUGAUGUUUGUGGAGAAUAUCGACAGAGGCACAGAACAGGAUGUUAUGAUGUUAGAAAAUAGUGAAGAGGAGGUGGAAAUUGACCAGCCCAAACACAAAAAAACUAAAAUUUGAUGUUUGUUUUAACCUUAUUUUUU
Leptinotarsa decemlineata (Colorado potato beetle) is the source of this 851-nucleotide messenger RNA. It is a transcript of the gene Rpp30, whose product is annotated as ribonuclease P protein subunit Rpp30. NCBI's taxonomy places the organism in Eukaryota, Metazoa, Arthropoda, Insecta, Coleoptera, Chrysomelidae. Gene Ontology annotation, molecular function: RNA binding. The record is from RefSeq and is a predicted model, not a curated record. Gene Ontology annotation, biological process: tRNA processing. Gene Ontology annotation, cellular component: nucleolar ribonuclease P complex.